AUGAACAUCUACGAAGGAAAGAACGAGCUAAAAGUCAUCGUUGUGGGCGGUGGCAUCGCUGGACUUUCUCUCGCGAAUAUGCUCGAGAAGGCCAACAUCAACUACAUCCUUCUUGAAGCACACACGGAUCUUACACCCCAAGUAGGGGCAGGGAUUGCGCUGCUACCUAAUGGCUUACGUAUCUUAGAUCAGCUUGGGUGCUAUCCUCAACUCCAAGAGGUAUCUGAGAGUAUCAAGCAUAAACUUAAUCUACGUGGGCAAGGGGGAAAGAUCUUUAGUAAGGGAUCGAGUUUUGCAUUUUCUGCGCAAUUAGAAAAGAGGUACGUCAUUAUAUAGGUCUCAGAAGUCCCAGGCCAUGUUCUCACCAGCCAUAGACUUGGUUAUCCUCAGAUUUUCACGGAGCGACAGCAACUCCUUCGCAUCCUCCAUGAAAAUUUGA
This is a messenger RNA of Clonostachys solani, 439 nucleotides long. The record is from the annotation of a GenBank genome assembly. Lineage: Eukaryota; Fungi; Ascomycota; Sordariomycetes; Hypocreales; Bionectriaceae.